Oryzias latipes (Japanese medaka) is the source of this 2076-nucleotide messenger RNA. RefSeq lists its product as uncharacterized. Gene Ontology annotation, cellular component: plasma membrane. The record is from RefSeq and is a predicted model, not a curated record. Lineage: Eukaryota; Metazoa; Chordata; Actinopteri; Beloniformes; Adrianichthyidae. Gene Ontology annotation, molecular function: protein binding.
UUGUCCCAUCUUUUGUUCAUAUGAGGUUAUUUCUGGUUACGGUUUGACAGCCAUGUCAAUUCGUGGAAGUGACCAUGGCUCUUCUGUCAUAAUCCUCUCAUUUCUGUUUCUCUGACAUUUGCUUUAUCCUCUGAACCACAAAAUAUUUAAAAAUAGCUUUUAAUCUUUAAAAAUGUGAUUAGGAAGUUUGGUUUCCACUGAUUCUCCUGCAUGUUGCAUAAUACGUUCUGCAUGAAGCAUAUGUCUGCAAGUUGCUGAAGAUGCUCAGAUUUACUGAUGGUACACGUUCAUACCCCCAGCAGUUGAGCCAAUCCGGUCAAUGUUAUGUAAGGGAAUGCAGCAGCAGGAUGAAGUGACUGCUAUCAUGCAAACCUGCUUAACAUAUCCAUGUACCGAAGUGGAUGAAAAUCCCUGUUUUGGGAAGGCAUCCAGAACAGACUAGGAUUGCUUCCCAAAUAUGGUUAUGUGAUCAUCGCUUUAAACCCAUAAGCCCUCUCUAAUCAGGAAUAUUCCACGUGUGCUCGCUGUGGGGGUCUGCUGCAGCACGUUUUCAUGCAACGUUUUCAGAUGCACGGCUCUGAGUCGAGCAGAUGCAGAGAGGAAGAUGUCUACCAGCUGCUGCAGGAUGCUUUCCUUGAUGUCUCUGCUGCCUCUUCUGAACGCCACGGCGAGCUUUAGGCCGUGCCCCGGCUCCUGUCUGUGCUACAGAUCUUCUGACUUGGUUGACUGUAGAUCUUCAGGAUUGGACCAAGUCCCUUCAGAUGUUCCCAAAGGAACCUGGCUCCUGGAUCUGAGUGGGAACAAGGUUGAAGAUGUGCACACCCGAUCGUUCAUGGGGUUAUGGGCCCUCCGGAUUCUUUUACUGUCCAACAACAGCAUCCAUACUCUACAUCCACAGGCUCUCUUAUCCCUCCAGUUUUUGGAGAGAUUGGAUUUGAGUUUCAACCGGCUGCGCUCCCUACCUCCAGACUUCACUCAGAGUCUAUCCUCCCUCCAGGAGCUCCGGUUAGACCACAACCUCCUAAAGCACCUGGACUCAGCUUCACUGGAGGACUCUGAUAAUCUGAGGAAACUAGACCUCAGUCACAACCGCAUCCAGUACAUGGAUGUUAGAGCUUUCAAAAGUCUGAGUCGCCUGCGCCUCCUCAAUCUGCAGGGAAACCGUCUAAACGUGCUUAUGAACGGUCUUCUGAGCAGGCAGCAGGCCCUGGAGGUCCUUUUGCUGGGUCACAACAACAUCUCCACCAUCGAGGCCGAAGCUCUAGCUCCCCUGCGCAGCCUCACGCUGCUGGGUCUCCAUGGAAACCAGCUGGAGCACAUCAAGUUUAAGACCUUCCUAAAAUUGCAGACCACCAGCACCCACAUCCAAAUGUCCCGCAACCCGUGGAUCUGCGACUGCGACCUGCAGCGCGUCUUCGGCAAGAUCCAGCAUGUGCGCCACCUGCACGUGGAGGAUUACAAGGACAUCGUUUGCCACGCCCCUCCGCAGCAGGCCGGGAGCCUCCUAGCCUCCAUGGACAGCCAGCUGUGCAUGGCUGAGACGGCCACUGUGCUGGUAAUCACCAUCACGGUGAUGAUUGCAGUGAUCGGCGCUCUCAUCAAAGCUGAGCGCAACCGGAAGAACAAGCAGGCCGCGAGCGAUGCUGAGUCAGCGGAAAAAUGAGGAUCUGUCAGGUCAGGAAGGUCGACUGAAGACACAUACUAGAGCUAUAACCCUUGUGCUAUCUUAGAUGACCCCACCCUUACAUUGACGUGUUCUCCCUACACAAGGGAUAAUAUGUAUUCAUUCACUUAGACACUAGAUAGUAGGUAACAUUUGACACUAUAUUAACUAUAAGAGUAUUAAUAUCCGUUCUCAGGCCUAAAACAAGAUUUUUUUUAUUGCCAGAAGCAGAAUUAAUUUUUUUUUAAAACGGCUAAUUUCCAAAAAUUCGUUUAAUAUCACUAUUGAUAUACCCAAAAGACCUCACUGUGUCAAACUUGGCUACCUUUUGUAUUUUUAGAUAUUUAUUGAUUACCUUUAACCCUUGUUCUAUCUUAGAUGACCCCACCCUUGCAUUGACGUGUUCUCCCUAC